UCUGACGAGUUCUCCAUGAGUCGCUUGUACCCGUUGUGUUGCGUAUCAAUUUGUCACAAGAAUAUUAACCAGAAAGUACAAUAAUCACGAUGGAAUCCACCAGUCAACGAGUGCCUAUCACCAAUUAACUCAACAAGCAUGUAGCCCCAAGUGUUCUCAUUGUUGUUUAUUUUUUUACUUUGUUUUUUUUUAUCCUACCGAGAGUAAUGGAGACGAGAAUCCGUGGGGUUUAUCCUUCGUAUUGAUCCCAACGGUGCAAUGAUACCAGUCGUGACAGCGUGUUUGUAAACUUUUGACCUCUCGGCUCCUCACAAGGUGGGCUAUUUCCGUUGUUUUUUUUUUUUUUGAAUUUUUUAAUCAUCUUCAAUUAUGGAGACUGUCGGUGAUUACGAGUACAAUACCAAGGAUCUCAUUGGACAUGGAGCCUUUGCCGUCGUCUUCAGGGGCAGACACAGAAAAAAAGCUAAUUUCAUCGUUGCCAUCAAGAGCAUUACGAAGAAAAGCCUGGCGAAGUCUCAAAAUUUACUCGGCAAGGAAAUAAAAAUUCUGAAGGAAUUGACGGAAUUGCAUCACGAGAAUGUCGUCGCGCUGCUGGAUUGCAAGGAAUCGAAUCAUAAUGUCUUCCUGGUGAUGGAAUACUGCAAUGGUGGUGAUCUGGCUGAUUAUCUCGGUGCAAAGGGUACUCUCUCAGAAGACACAAUCAGAUUAUUUUUGAAGCAACUGGCAGGUGCCAUGAAGGCUCUCAAUGACAAAGGCGUCGUCCACAGAGAUCUGAAGCCCCAAAAUAUUUUGCUGAGUCACAACUGUGGCAAGACAUGCCCCCAACCUCAUCAGAUCACUUUAAAAAUUGCUGACUUUGGCUUUGCCAGAUUCCUUCAGGACGGUGUGAUGGCAGCAACCCUGUGCGGCUCCCCCAUGUACAUGGCUCCAGAGGUCAUAAUGUCCAUCCAAUACGACGCUAAAGCCGACCUCUGGUCCUUGGGAACAAUAGUAUUUCAAUGUCUAACUGGAAAAGCACCAUUCCAGGCCCACACACCCCAGGCCUUGAAACUCUUCUACGAGAAAAAUGCAAAUUUGAGUCCGAAGAUCCCCCCAGGCACGUCUCCAGAGUUAUCACAUCUGCUGAUGGGUCUCCUGAGGAGAAACGCGAGGGACAGAAUGUCCUUCGAGGAUUUCUUCAGUCACACGUUCCUCGAGGGCCCACGAGAGAGCCCGAGUCUCGUCCCUGUGGAAUUGCCAGCGUCACCAGAGGCUGUUGAGCCCCAGAUCCCAGGUGCUGUUGCCCUGUCUGAUCCAGAGGCACAGAGCCCCUGCUCAAGCCCCGAGGAUGACUUUGUUCUCGUUCCCAGUGAUCUGAGCAGCGAUACCGAUAAUAAUCCCAACCCCCACGGUAAAUUAACCAAGCAGGGAAGUAGAGAAGCUGUUUCACCACCUCGACCCUGUUUUUUACCAAUCUCUGAGCCCAUACCUGUGCCAAGCCAACGGAGUAGUGUCCAGCAAUCAUCACCAGGCCGUGGAUCGAGCUCAGUGGUUCCCAGGUCACAGCCCAUCAGCAUGAAGAGGAGUGUCGAUUCACACAGAAAUCCAUCGGUGGAUAUUGGCUCACUCAGUCCACCCAGUGUUCAAUUUGUCAUUGGGACACCCCCUGGAAGACGUCUCAGUGAAACUCCACCGCCACCCAAUACGUGGCAGGUGAGUCCUGUGGCCAGGCACUCGCAGUUGUCCUCUGGUGCUUCACCCCUGAGAAGAUCAUCAGUAAAUAACAGCGCCAGCUCACCACUCCUCACUGGACCUCUCGCUGUUCUUGGUUCACCAACUGCUAGAGCCCUUCAGGAUAAUAACAAUACCCUGAGGCACUCACCUAUCAUUCCCUUCGGCACUCGUGCAAUUACACUUCCUGAAAUAUCAGAGGCUGGCAGCUUUCAAAGUUUCUUCCCCGAGCUCAAUGCUGGCUCCUCCGACGAUCGUCCCCUCACCUUCAUCGCACCAGAGCUCCCAGAGGAGACCCUCCUCGAGAGAGAGCACAACGAGAUACUCGCUAAAUUGAAUUUCGUCGUUGCCCUCUGCGAUUGUGUCUCCGAAGUCGCCAGAACUCGUGCUGGACCUCUCGGGGCUCCUCUCGGUGGCCUUGAGCAAGCCACCAAUGCUGCCACCAAGAGAAGGGGUGAACAGGUGAUUUUACUCGUGAGGGCACUCCAGUGGCUCAGCUCUGGUCUCAGUCUAGCUACGCAACAGCUCAAAGCUGGCAGACUUCAACCCACAGCCAGUGUCAAAGAGGUCGUUAGCACCAUGAAUGAUAAAUUUAGAUCGUGUCUCGCCGAGUGCAAACAACUCAAUAGCGCUGGAUUACUCAGACAGACCCUCUCUACUGCUGACAAAAUUCUCUACAAUCAUGCGAUACAAAUGUGUCAAUCAGCAGCUCUCGACGAACUAUUCGGUAAUCCAGCCGAGUGUUUCCAGCGUUAUCACACAGCCCAAAUUCUCCUGCACUCAUUAUCACAGCACGUGAGCCACAGUCAAGACAGGGCGCUCCUCAUAAAAUAUAAAUCAGCAGUGGAGAAACGACUGUACGUCCUCCAACAGCAGGGAUACAUUUACGCGACUGAUCCCACGUAACGCUUGUGUAAAUCGACAAAUCCACAGGAUCGAUUAUCGAUCCCCUGUUUAACUGUAUCCAAAUCAUAAUUAAGUGAAUGAACGAUGCAAUGAGAAGGAUCGACGAGCAAACAAGCAAAAUAUAUCAGGAGGUGGUGAUGAGUGAUGGUUAUCCUUCGAUUUAUUUACAUGAAACAAAAGCUAUAAAUAAUGUAAUAACCGUGAUCUAUCAAUCUUUAUUUCGUAUAAAGUAAUAAACAUGUGUAUACUAUGAA
Fopius arisanus is the source of this 2870-nucleotide messenger RNA. It is a transcript of the gene Atg1, whose product is annotated as serine/threonine-protein kinase unc-51-like protein Atg1. Lineage: Eukaryota; Metazoa; Arthropoda; Insecta; Hymenoptera; Braconidae. Gene Ontology annotation, cellular component: phagophore assembly site; cytoplasm; phagophore assembly site membrane. The transcript is spliced from 8 exons. Bases 370 to 2616 code for a protein of 748 amino acids. Gene Ontology annotation, biological process: positive regulation of autophagy; autophagy of mitochondrion; piecemeal microautophagy of the nucleus. Gene Ontology annotation, molecular function: protein serine/threonine kinase activity; ATP binding. The record is from RefSeq and is a predicted model, not a curated record.